Molecule: messenger RNA, 257 nt
Organism: Cyprinodon variegatus (sheepshead minnow)
Lineage: Eukaryota; Metazoa; Chordata; Actinopteri; Cyprinodontiformes; Cyprinodontidae
Product: protein-methionine sulfoxide oxidase MICAL2-like
Exons: 2
Source: RefSeq, a predicted model, not a curated record
GUUUCAGUCGCAAAGAGUUCAGAGGGAAGUUGGCCAUUGCUAUAACAGCCAACUUUGUUAAUAGAAACACCACAGCAGAGGCUAAAGUGGAGGAAAUCAGUGGCGUCGCCUUCAUCUUCAACCAGAAGUUCUUCCUUGAACUUAAAGAGGAGACGGGAAUUGACCUGGAAAACAUUGUGUACUACAAGGACAACACCCACUACUUUGUGAUGACUGCAAAGAAGCAAAGCCUGCUGGACAAAGGGGUCAUCAUUAAU